This is a messenger RNA of Galendromus occidentalis (western predatory mite), 846 nucleotides long. Its product is annotated as valine-rich protein-like. Bases 1 to 846 code for a protein of 281 amino acids. Lineage: Eukaryota; Metazoa; Arthropoda; Arachnida; Mesostigmata; Phytoseiidae. The record is from RefSeq and is a predicted model, not a curated record. The transcript has a single exon.
AUGCAGCUCCUGCUGUCUCUGACCAGUGUUAUUCUCUGUUGUGGACUCGUUUUCGCCUACGAUGAAAGUGAAGAAGACUCCCACAGCUACGAGCACAGCGAGAGCCACUUCGAGAAACAUUACUUCAAGCCACCAAAAGUGAAAACGAUCGUCAAAACGAUACACAAGCCGUUCGCGGUGCCGCAUCAUGUCCCCGUACCGCAUGUGAUCGAAAUUCAGAAGAAAGUUCCGAUCUACAAGAAAGUGCCCGUUUACAAACACAUUCCGGUUCCGCAUAUCGUCAACAAGUACUACACAGUGCACAAAACCGUGAAUGUACCGAAAUACGUUCCCGUUCCCGUGAAAGUGCCCGUGAAAAAGCCGUUCCCCGUGCCGAAAGUGAUCAAAGUGCCGAAGCCAUACGUGGUCAACGUGCCGAAACCUUUCAUCGUGCACAAACCGUUCGCGGUGCCCGUCGAGGUAAGGAUUCCAAAACCGUACGUCGUCACCGUACGCAAACCGUACCCGAUGUUUAUAAAGAAGCGAAUUCCCGUGAUCAUCCCCGUAAUCAGAGAAAAGAAGGUGACCAUCAAAAAACCUGUGCCGAUCCACAUAGAAUCGCAUGGAAAUGAAGAAAUUGACUUGCAUGGCGCCUUCACUGGUCAACUAGAACAGCAGAUGCCUCCACAGAAACAACAGCAACAGCAAUCCGAUAACGGUUUUCCGUCGAACUUCCUCCAAGGCGAGGAAAAUCAGAUCACGGCGGAACGGAGAACCGGUCUAGAAACUUUCCUGAGUUGGUUCAGAAGGCAUGAGGAUAGGUCGUUCAACGGGAUCCGGACGACGACGGGACAUGGUUUUGUGUAA